CUGUAAGCUUUUCACGCUCUUACCCAUUACUCACCUUGCAAGACAAAGAAGCCUCGUGUCUCUUGCCUGUACCGUCCCGAAACCACCUCUAGAAUCCAUCAAGUUCCGGCAAGGACCCUGCAACCAUGCCCGUCGUCAGCUUCGGAGACAUUGGCAAGGCCGCUAAGGGCCUGCUGGGUGGUGAUAAGCCCACUGGCACCUUCAGCUUCGACCCCAAACUGUCCGUGAGCAGCACUACCGCGUCCGGUGUUGCGCUCACGGCGACGACCGUGCAGAAGGCCGACAAGGUGGAGGCGUCGCUCAAGGCAGCCUACAGCACCAAGAAGUACUCGGUGGACGUGGCUCUGUCGCCCGACAACAAGGUCACUGCGACGGCGUCAAUCAACGAUGUCGCCCCCGGCAUUAAGCUGACCACCUCGGCUGUCCUGCCCGACCCGGCCACCGCCAAGCUGACGCUGGACUACAGCAUGCCCUACCUGGCCCUCAAGUCCACCAUCGGCCUAAACGCCUCGCCCGUGGUGGACGUGGCUGCCUCCACCGGCUACCAGUCCUUCGUGCUAGGCGCUGAGACCAGCUACGACACCGCCAAGGCGGCCGUCACCAAAUACAACUUUGCCCUGGGCUACCACGCGCCCGACUUUCAGGUGGCGGCUCACCUGACGGACCUGACCAAGACCCUGAAGCUCAUCUACAGCCACAACCUGACCUCCACCUCAACCGUGGGCGCCGAGGUGACCCGCAAGCUGGCCACCUCCGACACCACCUUCGCGCUGGCCUACGCGCGCAAGCUGUCCAAUGGCGCGCUCACCAAGCUCAAGCUGGACGGCAGCGGCGCGCUGUCGGCUCUGUACGAGACCAAGCUGCAGGGCGGCGAGAAGGUGACUGGCUCGCUGCAGCUGCAGGCCACGGACCUGUCCAAGCCAGUCAAGUACGGCUUCGCAGUGGACCUGGCGUAAGGCACCCCAGGAGGCAGCAGCCAAGGCGGCGGCGGGGGUCCGACUGGCUUGGGGGCUCGGGGGCAUGGAGCUGCCACGUUCGCGUGUGAGUGCAGGCGUGGAGCCCCUGGCGCCUGGCAGACAACUGACUGAGGCCUAUGGCGGCGAGGGCGUGUGAGUGGGUGCUUGAGCGGCUGAAGGAUGCAUGCUCAGUAGCCCGGCGUGUUUGUGUUUGCUUGCCUGUUCACUGUGCGUUUUGUGAGUGGGCUCAAUAGGCGGUGGGUUGUUAUGGGGAGGGGCCAGAGGGAGGAAGUAGCUCGUGGACGGGCUCGCCUGCUCGACUGAGUGGAGUCUUGACGGACCUGGGACACAGGCGGAUACUGCAUGCAUCCCUCACACUUCGGGUGAAGGAACUGGCACGGCUACCCAGUGUAGUUCUUCCACUGCAAGGGAUUUGGCAUCAACCUGCUACGUACGAUGCUGUUUGUUCUCUAUCGUUGCUAUAUGGGGUGCGCGACAAUUGAACCGUCUGGACGUCUGAACUGCCGAGAGAGCGGUAUCCGAACUUACGAUGUGGGACAAGGCAGCUAUGGCCGCCCAUUCGCAUGUAAACCAGUUUACAU
Molecule: messenger RNA, 1558 nt
Organism: Chlamydomonas reinhardtii
Lineage: Eukaryota; Viridiplantae; Chlorophyta; Chlorophyceae; Chlamydomonadales; Chlamydomonadaceae
Exons: 3
Coding region: 126-956 (276 amino acids)
Biological process (GO): monoatomic anion transmembrane transport
Cellular component (GO): mitochondrial outer membrane
Molecular function (GO): voltage-gated monoatomic anion channel activity
Source: RefSeq, a predicted model, not a curated record